UCGAACCAGAAAGAACCCUAAUUUAUCGCAAAGCUCUCUCCCCCUUCCUCAUCUCUUCCACUUCGAUCGAAUUCUCCCCCUUCUGUUUCCGUGGGUUUCGAUCCGGAUGAUGGGUUCUUCCUCGGGUGCACGCGAUGGUACCGAUUCUUUGGCGUCUAAGCCUCAGAGUCAAUUACAACGGGGAGUUCGCGUGGUGGGAAAGAUCCGACCUUUCGUCGAUUCGGAGGCCGGUGGAUCCUCCUGUCGUGCUCGGGUUUCCGUCACCAGAUUCGUUGGAGACCAUGCCUUGGUUGCUUUCGAUGACCAGCAAACUUGUCGGAAGGAUUCCUACAAGUUGGAUUGGUGCUAUGAACAAGACGAAAACAUUGACCAGAUCUUCACUGCAGAGGUUAAGCCUCUCAUAGAGGGGCUAUUCCGUGGACAUAAUGGCUGCGUUAUUGCUUAUGGUGCUCCGGGAAGUGGCAAGUCUCAGCUGAUUCAGGGCUCUGGACAGAACCCUGGUCUAGUGAUGAUUGCUUUAGGGGAAAUAUUAGCCUUUGCCAAUGAAAACAGAGGCUCUGUCACUGUAUCAUGCUAUGAAGUAUCUCAAGAUCAUAUAUAUGAUCUCCUGGAGCCCAAGGAUCAGGAGGUGCUUAUCCUGGAAGAUGCGGCCAAGAGAAUUCAGCUUAAGGGCCUUUCGCAGAUCCCUGUAAACUCUAUCUCUGAUUUCAAGAAAUUAUCUUUUCAUGGGUGUAACAUGGGCAAGUCUUGGCUCAAGCUUCCUGAUGAUAGCACAGUCAGGAGCCACAGAGGCUUGAUUGUAUAUUUGUCUUCUGUUGACGAGGAAUCCAACAGUUCUUUAAUUGGGAAGAUAAACUUUGUUUGUUUGGCAGACUAUGAGGAGAUUAAGCAGAAGGGUAAUGCGAGACCUCAACUAGCUGAGAGUACUAAGAUUAACAAGUCAUUGUAUACACUUCUAAACGUCGUUUGUGCACUUAAUGCUGGUGAGAAUUUCAUUCCCUACCGGGAAAGCAAAUUGACCCGCUUGCUGCAAGACUUCUUGUGCAAAGCAAGCAGAGCUGUCCUGAUUACAUGCUUGAAUCCAACUAUCUGUCAAGACACUCUCAGUGCGGUCAACUUGGCAUCUAGGUCAUGCCAAGUAGCCAAUCGACAUCGGUGUCACUCAGCCAAGGUCAUUAAGAGUGGUUCAAAGUUCAACCAAUCAUGUUCCCCUUCUAUUGUUGGAAUACCCGUGAGAGCUGUCUCACAAAAGAAAAAUGAGAUCUCUCAAUGUGCAUCAUCUGAAAAGAAAGGAUAUGGAACCCCAUAUGCCAUAAGGAGGAGGUCAUUACAGCUAGGAAGUCUGGGAACCUGCUUUUCUGAGAAACAAAAAACUGGUUUCCCAUCUGCAAUAAGAAAGAAGAAAAUGCCCAUCGGAUCAAGUCCUCCAAACAAAAGUGAAAGUCGGAAGGCUAAUUCCAGAGUAGACAUUGUUGCAGCAGUUGAUACAUGCAGUCAGGGUAACGUUGUAUUGGAUUAUGUGGACGUAGAUUGUCCUAUGUUAGAAGAGGAAAGCUGUGAAUCGGUUGGCCCAAAUUGUGUAGAAAAUAUUAUGCCAACAGGGGGUGAUUGUUAUACAGAUGAAGACACUUUUGUCCAAGACACUGUUGUUGGACUCGGAUGUGAUGAAAAGAUGACUGCUGAUCCAAUCGAUGGAACCAAGGAUGAGAUCCACAAAAUUUUUGUCAAUGAGGAUCAAUCAUCUCCACCGUUGAGUGCAAGACUCAGAGAAAUAUCAAACUCAUUGAAGCUUUUGAGCACUCAAACAACUGCUAUUGGAUCACCAAACACUGACAUGACAUCUACCAAACAAAUAAAUAAGGAAAAACUUGACCCCAAAACUCCUGAAGUUCCUUUUGCAGUGAGAUUAGAGAAUGAGCCAAACUUUGACUACAUUGGCAGUCCGCAGGACAUCUUUAAAACUCGCAGUACAGGACUGAAGAAGUAUCUAGCUCAGGAGUGUCUUACUUUCCUCAAUAGUGCUAACAAGGAGGAGCUUAAGGGAUUAAAGGGAAUUGGAGAGAAGAGAGCAACAUAUAUUCUUCAGCUUCGUGAAGAAUCUUCCGAACCCUUCAAGAAUAUGGAUGAUCUUAAAGAGAUAGGCUUGUCUAGAAAACAGAUAAAUGCAAUGAUGUCACAAGUCCUUGGAGAUUUUUAGGCUGGCAUUGCAAUGGCGCUGUGACUUGUACAUGUGAAUCAUGAAUGUGGUAUACCAAAAAAAUCGAUUGGACCGGACCCUUUGUUGAGUUGCUGAUAGCUCCACAGAUGUGUAACUAAUGCUUACUCUUUUGGUUGCUUAACCA
Molecule: messenger RNA, 2342 nt
Organism: Musa acuminata AAA Group (dessert banana)
Lineage: Eukaryota; Viridiplantae; Streptophyta; Magnoliopsida; Zingiberales; Musaceae
Product: kinesin-like protein KIN-10C
Exons: 18
Coding region: 107-2197 (696 amino acids)
Biological process (GO): microtubule-based movement
Cellular component (GO): kinesin complex; microtubule
Molecular function (GO): plus-end-directed microtubule motor activity; ATP binding; ATP hydrolysis activity
Source: RefSeq, a predicted model, not a curated record